Molecule: messenger RNA, 6249 nt
Organism: Ostrinia furnacalis (Asian corn borer)
Lineage: Eukaryota; Metazoa; Arthropoda; Insecta; Lepidoptera; Crambidae
Gene: spir
Product: spire type actin nucleation factor
Exons: 14
Coding region: 1-1899 (632 amino acids)
Biological process (GO): actin filament network formation; polar body extrusion after meiotic divisions; actin nucleation
Cellular component (GO): cytoplasmic vesicle membrane; cell cortex
Molecular function (GO): actin binding; microtubule binding
Source: RefSeq, a predicted model, not a curated record
AUGUCUUUUAAAAAGAUAGCCAUCCUCAAAAGUUCAGAUCUGAAGGUUUCUCUUGUUUUACAGCGAUGCGUGUGGCACUGCGGCGGCGGCGGCCGCAGCGUGAGAGAAGCGGCGGCGAUGCACUACCGCGCCGUGUGUCGCGCGCUCGUCGCCGAGGCUUUGGAGUUGGCGUCGUUCCUCGCCAGGGUGCGAGUGGGCGGUGCUAGGGACCUAGGGGCUGCUGAAGACUCCGCAACACAUCUGGACACGUUGAAGUUCUCUGACUGGGCGCGGUUUUGGAUGCAAGUGAUCGGAGAACUGAGGAUGGGUGUAAAAUUAAAGAAAGUAAAUUAUUCAAGGACUCCAAUAGAAUAUGAACUGACCCCGUACGAAAUUUUAAUGGAUGAUAUCAGAUCUAGAAGAUACACACUGAGGAAGGUGGAUGGGGCGAUACCUCAAAACGUGAAGAAAGACGCACAUGCCAUGAUACUCGAAUUUAUUAGAAGUAGACCGCCACUGAAAAAGGCAUCAGAACGAAAACUACCACCACCACGGCGGGAGACCACGCCAAGAGAACAGCUGCUCGCCUCGAUACAGGUCGGCCGGACGCUGAGGCCGACGCCGUACUCGAGAAGAUUAUCAACGAGUGGGUCCGGCAGCGGGCCUGGAGGGGGUGAGGCGCGGCGCGGGGGUGACGUCACGCCGCACGCGCAACCUCAGAGGCGGCUCAUCAAAGUCGACUUCGACAACCUUGAGGAUGACGAGGACGACGAUGACACUGAAACCUGCGCAAGCCCAGAAGUCCUCGCACCCCAGCCCUUUCCGAGGCACACGGCGCCUCAGCAACCCGCACCUAAGCCUUGGAAGAGAACCGCAUACGACCUGGCGACGCAGUGUCCUUCCCGUCGCGCCUCCAUGCGUCGGCACACCGUCACGCACGCGGCCUGUCCUCCCACCGACGGCGCUCAUUCGCUGCCGCACUCAAGGCCAGGCUCCCGCGCGUCGUGCGCCGGCGCAGCGUCGCUCGCGAGCAGCGACGCGGACGCGCAGCUCGGCGAACUUUCGUGGUCGCGCUCGUCGCUACAAGACGAGCUCAUCAAGUCGGUUAGUGGCAGCCCCACGCACGGCUCGCAUAAGCAAUGGCAAGACGCGAUCAUGUCGGACGACCGGCUGUCGUUGACCCUGGAGGAGAUCGUCCACAUCAGGUCGGUGCUCACCAAGGCCGAGCUGGAGGUGCUGCCUGUAGAGGGCAGGGUCAAGGAGGACGUAGAGAAGAGGAGGGUAUGCUUCCUAUGUUUGAAGACUAGAUUCGGCAUUUUUGGCCCCUGGGGUCAGAAGUGCAAACUAUGCAAAAAGACUGUCUGUCAAAAGUGUUGUUCAAAGAUGCGGAUACCGACGGAGCACUUCGCACACGUGCCAGUGGUUCUGCUGAGUCCGUCGCUGCUCCCGUCGCCGGAGGACGAGCACUCCUCCUUCCCGAGGAGCCUCAUGUCCCGUUUGGUCUCGCCCGAGCACACGAGCAUGGUCGAGAACAGCGUGGGCAGCGCGCCCAACAGCCCGAGCAGCGCGCGGCGGCACGCGUCACACGCGCACAGCGCGCCGGGAUCGCGCGGCGGGUCAGCGCUCGGGUUCAGCGAACCCGCUCACGCUGCUGUCAUGUCCCGCAGCAUCGAUGGGCCUGGGAGCAUGCCGUUGCAUCUGGCGCCCGUGGACCGCAGCCGAUCGCGAUACAGUCGAACCACCCCCGGCGUGUCAGCAGCGGAGCGGCUUCGCGGCGUGCAGAUGGCGGUAUGCCACGACUGCAAGGCCAUGGUGCUGCAGAUCAUCAAGAGCUCCCGUGCUGCCCGCUCGGCUUCCCGCGACCGUGCUCUGAGACAUCUCACGCUGGACCUGGCACCUGUAUAUACGGCUGACUGUUGAACGCACGAUUUGCAGCCUAUAAGCUCUUCUACAGCCUAAAAAAAUUUGUUGGUCGAGCGCUCGUUUGGGACUCAAAAAGCUAUAGUGUUCUUCUCCGAAUCCUCUGCGACCUUGCGCUCAGACAUCUCACGUUGGACCUGGCACCUGUAUACACGGCUGACUGCUGAACCCUGUCAAGGAACCAUUAUACGCCUGUUCUACAGCCUAAGCUCUUAAGGACUGUUGGUCGAGCGCUCGUUUGGGACUCAAAAAGCUAGUGUUCUUCUCCGAAUCUUCUGCGACCUUGCGCUCAGACAUCUCACGCUGGACCUGGCACCUGUAUAUACGGCUGAUUGCUGAACGCUGUUGGGGAACCAUUAUACGCCUGUUCUACAGCCUAAGCUCUUAAGGACUGUUGGUCGAGCGCUCGUUUGGGACUCAAAAAGCUAGUGUUCUUCUCCGAAUCUUCUGCGACCUUGCGCUCAGACAUCUCACGCUGGACCUGGCACCUGUCUACACGGCUGACUGCUGCUGUUAGGGAACCAUUAUACGUCAGUUGUACAGCCUAAGCUCUUAGAAUCUGUUGGUCGAGCGCUCGUUUGGGACUCAAAAAGCUAUGUGUUCUUCUCCAAAUCCUCUGCGACCUUGUGCUCAGACAUCUCACGCUGGACCUGGCGCCUGUAUAUACGGCUGAUUGUUGAACACUGUUAGGGAAUCAUUAUAUGUCAGUUCUACAGCCUAAGUUCUUAAGGACUGCAAGGCCAUGGUGCUGCAGAUCAUCAAGAGCUCCCGUGCUGCCCGCUCGGCUUCCCGCGACCGUGCUCUCAGACAUCUCACGCUGGACCUGGCACCUGUAUAUACGGCUGACUGUUGAACGCUGUUAGGGAACCAUUAUACGCCUGUUCUACAGCCUAAGCUCUUAGAAUCUGUUGGUCGAGCGCUCGUUUGGGACUCAAAAAGCUAGUGUUCUUCUCCGAAUCCUCUGAGACCUUGCGCUCAGACAUCUCACGUUGGGCCUGGCACCUGUCUACACGGCUGACUGCUGAACGCUGUUGGGGAACCAUUAUUACGCCUGUUCUACAGUCUAAGCUCUUGGUUGAGCGCUCGUUUGGGACUCAAAAAGCUAUAGUGUUCUUCGAUUCCUCUGCGACCUUGCACUCAGACAUCUCACGCUGGACCUGGCACCUGUAUACACGGCUGAUUGCUGAACGCUGUUAGGGAACCAUUAUACGCCUGUUCUACAACCUAAGUUCUUAAGGACUGCAAGGCCAUGGUGCUGCAGAUCAUCAAGAGCUCCCACGCCGCGCGAUCCGCUUCCCGCGAUCGCGCUCUCAGACACCUCACGCUGGACCUGGCACCUGUAUAUACGGCUGAUUGUUGAACGCACGAUUUCUGCAGCCAAGCUCUUAGAAUCUGUUGGUCGAGCGCUCUUUUGGGACUCUAAAUUGCCUCAAUAAAAACUUGGUGUUCUUCUUAGAUUGUGUCACGUAUACGCUGCCACUGAAACUCAGGUGCUCUUCAAGAUCUUUUAUUCAGCUACUCGUUUGGGACUCACACAGGGUCAUAUUGGAAAGGUGUUUUUCCAAGAUAUUUUGAUACUUCUAUGGCGACAUACCGGAACUCUGCCUGACGUAUGAUUUAAAACAAAAAUAUCUUUUAAAAACAUCUUCCAGAAAUUUCUUGUUCAGCUGCUAAGACGAAAUAAGGCUCGGGUAUUCUCACGAAACUAUUUCAAGUCAGGUCAAAGCAAACGUCUUCCCUAUACCACGUGACAAACUAUUGCAGCAUGAUAAAUAACUGAAAAAAAUCAAGCUCGACUAUUCGUGCGGGAUGAGAUAGCUUGAACGACAUCAGGUACUCGUUUUGGGCGACUGGGGGCCAAAAAUAUUAUUUCGAUGGGAAGAACACUACCAGAUUUAUGCAUAAUGCAUUACGUAGUUUAAACUUAACUGAACAAAAAUACAUAUUCUAACGAACAAAGCCUACAAACAGUUUAGAAGCUAAUAAAAUUCAUAACAUGUUGCCAAGUUUUACGAACCAACUCAUUGAUGAAUUUUACCCUAAUUUGACAUUGACUAAAAUAUUCUUGACAUGUUACUAAUUAAUUAUACUUUUGGCUUUUAUCGGCAACAUGAUAAUGAUAAAUUGUGAUUCAUAAGAAUUUAGAAUUCGACCUUAUUAACAAACAUUAAAUUAAUUUUACAAAUGCACUAAUAAUGAUAAAUAAAUGUACCUAGUUCUUCUUUAGACCGCCCAGACGAGAGUGCAGCCCUAACACAGUUUGGAAAAUAGAUCUGAAUACUUUAAUAUGCCUUGUAGUACAGUCUGCAACGAAGCAUACAAUUUUACCAAAAACUUGCGUUAAAAUUUUGUUGCCGACUGUACUCAUUAUGAUUGUCAUACGACUAAUGGGUGGAAAGGGACUCAAGAGCUUCCAAGGUUGUGUAUCUGUCUUGUGGAUAUUAAGGGCGGACCACUUCGUUUUAAAGUAGACAACAGUAACACUGGUAUGACGCUGCAACUCGUGGAAACUAAAAUAAUGAUCGGACACUUUCCAAUAUCCCCUUCACUAGAAAAUACCUAUCAAAUACUCCUUAAAUUAAUUAGUUAGGUGAAUAUACAAUUAGCGUAGAAAAGGAUACAAGAUCAAUGUGUUAGCUUCCACCACUUGCAGCUGGUUACUGGUGCUACAAAACUUUUGACAAUACUCUUUGACAGACACGAUUACCACAUUACCUACUUUUAUUUAUCGCACAAAUGAUAUUAAAAACUGUUACAAUUAAUUAUUUACUCGGGUACUUUGUACCAAAAGUCAUUCUUCUAUAUUAAAAUUUAAAAAGUAUAUGUAAUAAUGAUAUAUUCCACGAAAUUAAUAUUUUCUCACUGUAUUAUAAUAGAUGUAUUUAUAUUUUUCCCGAAUGAUAGUAUGUUUAAUAUGUCUACAAUUUGAAUGUAAAUCAAGAUAAUCUGUGUUCAAGAAAUUGAUGUACUAUGGAUGUUAUUGUAUUAUGAAUAUUUAUAUGAAUGUUAAAACUUCAUGUAGGCUCUGUGUAACAUAGACUUUCAAACAUAGUUGUGAAGUAUACCACCAUUUCCCCCCUUGACUAUGUCCCCUUAAUUUUUCCUUAAAACUGUAAAGCUGGGUUCAUAAUUUUUUUUUCCAGUUGAUACUUAGACACAAAAUUAACUUUACAAUAUCCUGUUUGUGAACCGGUUUUAAGUUGUUUUAAUUUUCAAAUGACAUUUAUUGAAAAUUGAUUUUGUUUCAAAUGAUUACAAAGGUAAGUUUUCUGUGCCAUAAAUAAUAAAAUUGUUUAAUCAUUUCCAUGUAUUUCCACCUGCGACUAUUUAUUGCUUACGUUAUUUCAUUUGGUCGCUGUUUAUCGUGUUACAUUUUUUUACUCGAUUUACUGUUUGCAUGGUACUACAUCUUAAAUUACUUAUUCAUAAAAGUAAAAAAAAAAAAAACAGUUCAAUGUUAUUAAUUUUUAGUUAUUCUUUAUAGGAAAAACAACGGGCCAUAAUAUUACUAUCCAUUAUUUAUUUUUGUAAUGAUCAUGAUCAAAUUGAGCUUGCUGUAUGUUUUCAAUCACCAUGUCAAAAGAUUGUCAAUGUACACCCAGCUCUAUCUAAAGUCUGAUUAAGUUGAAGCGUGUUGUUUAUCCUUUAUUUGCUUGUUUGAAAUUACGAGUAUCGCCCAUGGUUCAUUCUACUUAGGUGUAGUUAAAUUAUUUUGCCAAAUAUAAAAACCCUUCCCAUGAUUUCUUGUAAAUAUAGAUAAUUACGUUAAAAUUAGUGUCAUCCUUUAAUCGGUUACUUAAUCCUAUUUAGAAAUAAGUUUCAAUGUUUAUACAUUAAAAAUCCAUAGAUUUACAGCAUUUCAUAAGCUGAAGUGUCCCUUCGAUGUUUCCCUCCGUUCAAGUUUCAUAGUUUAUACCUUUACAUUCCAUGUUUAGCAAAACCAUAGACUAUUUUAAUUUGUAUUAAAAACAAACGAAAUCAGGCCUAAUCUUUAUUUUUGGCAGCAAAUUCUUAUGUAUAAUAAGUUUGGCAAUGUUUCUAAUCUGGCAUUUAAUAAAUUAUUUAUUCAAAAUUAUGUAAUAAAUGAAAUUGUGUAAAAAAACUAAUCCCAGUUACGAGUAUUUGUAAAUGUGUGUAAAUUUUAGUAGUCUAUAUUAGAUGUUACGUAGAUUGUACACGUCUAAAGCAUAUUAUAAAGUAAAAAUAAAAAGAAAUAAAUAUGAACGAUAAUAAAAAAUCAUUACAAAUCGUUGUUGUAUUGUUUUAUUAACGCCUACUAUUUCACACUGCUUGUUUUAUUUAUACUUUAUAUGAAUCUAUUUGAUUGAAUACAGUUGUAUUAAAUGAAAU